Anisakis simplex (herring worm) is the source of this 936-nucleotide messenger RNA. The record is from the annotation of a GenBank genome assembly. NCBI's taxonomy places the organism in Eukaryota, Metazoa, Nematoda, Chromadorea, Rhabditida, Anisakidae.
AUGGGAAGAAUUUGCAUAAUAACUGAAGGAAUACAUAGUCAUAAUCUUUUUAACAAGUUGAUUUUGACUUUAGUGUCAGAAUCGGGAACGUCGUAUGCACUUUAUGAUUUACCAUCAUUUUUGCGUUUCGAUUGGAUCAAUAACGAAAAAUGGUCAGAUCAAAGUGGGAAGGAUCCGUUUGGUGAUUACCGUUUCGUUUAUUUUGGUGUUAAGAACUCAUGGACAAUAUUCCACAGCGAUGUAAUGAGUUCGUACAGUUGGUCUGCAAAUAUAUGUGGUCGUAAAUUGUGGUACUUUGUGCCACCAGGCCAGGAGGAGCUGUUCAGAAAGGAUCGAGACGGAUUCUUCGAAGACAUUCGAGUCGACGAAACUAAAUUCGUGCAAGCGAACGUUAUUCAGUUCAUUCAGUUGCCCGGUGAAAUUGUUUUUGUGCCAUCAAAUUGGUAUCAUCAAGUGCAUAAUUUGGAAGAUGCUAUUUCAAUAAACCAUAACUUUAUAAAUGCAUCGAAUGUGGAUAUUGUGCUGGCGUUGAUCUGCAAUCGUUUGGUGGACGUACGAAAUGAGAUCGACGAUGUGAAAGAUGUUUUUAGCAAAGAGGAAUUUAAUGAACAAUGUCAAAAAAUUCUCAAGGCGGACAUCCGUAUCAAUUUUGAAAUGCUCAAAAGCCUGGUUGAUUCGGUCAUCGAAGAACGUUUGAGUAAUGUCAGUCGUUGCUGGAUAUGUGCAAAGCAUCGAGAUAACCUAUUUGAAUGUAAAAAAGAUGAUGAGUGUUUGCAGUUCAUCAUAGAUUAUGUUAAAAAUAGAUGUUGUUGUUCUGAUGACGAAAAUAAUAACGGCGAUGAUAUUUGUCAAAAUUGCCGUCAAUUCAUGAAUGAAUACGAGAUAAGUUGUGCCUUAAGAUGCUCCUAUUUGAUUGAUUUGUAUAGUAAAUGUUAA